Molecule: messenger RNA, 630 nt
Organism: Tachyglossus aculeatus (Australian echidna)
Lineage: Eukaryota; Metazoa; Chordata; Mammalia; Monotremata; Tachyglossidae
Product: olfactory receptor 14A2-like
Exons: 5
Biological process (GO): G protein-coupled receptor signaling pathway
Cellular component (GO): membrane
Molecular function (GO): olfactory receptor activity
Source: RefSeq, a predicted model, not a curated record
AUGGUCAAGUUUCUGGUGAAGUUCACUUCUGGUGAAGUUCAGAACAUAGUCCCGCAGGAGCCGCAGGGAGCUUAUCCGGAAAGGCCUGGCUUCACCAAGUACCAGACACGCUCCAAGCAGGAAGCAAGAAGAGCCAGGACCUCGCACACCUCCCAGAGAUCCUUCUGUGGCCGACGUGGUCUCAGUAAUCCUUCGGAAAUGGUUAACCUCACGGGAGUCUUCUUCGUGGUUCUUUUUGCCGGCACAGAGUUCUGCAUGCUCACGGCGACAUUCUCCCUGCCUUUCUGCAGGUCCCAUGUGAUCACACAGUUUUUCUGUGACAUCCCGUCGGUAAUAAAACUCUCCUGCUCUAAAACGUAUACUGCCUUCAAGGUGGCUGUAGCCACUGGUGCCUGUUUCAGUGUCUUCUGCUUCGUGUCCAUCGUGGUCUCAUACGUGCGCAUCUUCCGGGCCUUGCUGAGGAUGCCAGCCUCCGAGGGCCGGGCCAAGGCCUUCUCCACCUGCCUGCCCCAUAUCGUUGUCGUCACCGUUUUUUUCUCCACGGCCGCCUUCGCUCACUUAAAACCGACUUCCAGCUCGUCCUUUCAGCUGGAUCUGCUAGUAUCCGUGUUCUACACCGUGGUGCCCCCC